AUGUUCGCUUCUUCUAUUCGCCUUGCAUCCCUCCCCAAGGGCCCUUCCAUGGCCCGUAGCUUCAGCUACACCUCUCCAGCCCGUGUAGCCGAGGUCAAGUCCCUCGGCGUUAUCGGUGCGGGCCAAAUGGGUCUCGGAAUUGCUCUCGUUGCUGCGCAAAGAGCACAGGUCCCCGUCACACUGGUUGACAGCUCACAGGCCUCAUUGGACAAAGGCCUCAAGUUUGCCGACAAGCUCCUUGAAAAGGAUGUCGCCAAACAGCGUAUUACUCGAGAAGCUGCUGAUGCAGCCCGUGGUCUUCUUACCCCAACUAUCAAGAUUGAUGACCUAUCUUCUGUCGACUUUGUCAUUGAAGCAGUGCCUGAGAUCCCGGAUCUCAAGACAAAGAUCUUCUCCAGCUUAGCGCAGAUCGCUCCCAAGCAUGCUAUCCUGGCUACCAACACCUCCUCCAUCUCUAUCACUAAGAUCGCUGCUGCUACCAGCACAGACCCUACAGACCUCCAGGCUUCCUCCCGGGUCAUCUCUACUCAUUUCAUGAACCCAGUUCCAAUUCAGAAGGGUGUGGAGAUUAUUCGGGGUCUGCAGACCUCCCAGGAGACAAUGGAUACCGCCAUUGCCUUCGUGGAGCGAAUGGGCAAGGUCGCCUCGGUGUCCGCUGACUCCCCUGGAUUCUUGGCCAACCGCAUUCUCAUGCCAUACCUCAACGAGGCAGUCAUCUGCCUGGAGACCGGGGUCGGUGGUCGCGAGGAUAUCGACAACAUCAUGAAGACAGGCACCAACGUCCCCAUGGGCCCCCUUGUUCUCGCCGACUUCAUCGGUCUGGAUACCUGUCUCGCCAUUAUGAACGUUCUCCACCAAGAGACCGGCGACAGCAAAUACAGACCCGCCGGUCUGCUGCGCCGCAUGGUUGAUGCUGGAUGGUUAGGCCGGAAGAGUGGCAAGGGUUUCUACGAUUAUUAG
Messenger RNA from Penicillium salamii, 960 nucleotides. The record is from the annotation of a GenBank genome assembly. NCBI's taxonomy places the organism in Eukaryota, Fungi, Ascomycota, Eurotiomycetes, Eurotiales, Aspergillaceae.